Porites lobata is the source of this 6907-nucleotide messenger RNA. NCBI's taxonomy places the organism in Eukaryota, Metazoa, Cnidaria, Anthozoa, Scleractinia, Poritidae. The record is from the annotation of a GenBank genome assembly.
ACCUUCGAUGGACGAAGGAGUCUGCACUUGGAAGAAAAGCUAUUGAAUGGACCACUACUCAAAAACUAAGAGUGUUAGUGAUGAGCCCGAAGGGAAGAAGGAACCGUGUGAUAUACAAGUCAAGAGUGGCAGCAAGAUACGAAAUAUUAUUUCACAGGCUAUGAGAAUCCUACAGGUGGGCUUAUGAACAGGCGAUCGCCGCAAUGGCCCCAUAAAUUAUGAACCCUAGGGAAUUUGUUCAAAUGCCUAACCAAACCUAUCAAAUACCCGUGUGUAUGAGGAAGAGAAAUGCUGACAAGUCUCUUCUCCUUGGGCAUAACAAAAGGACCCAUAUGCAUGUUCACACAGCCCUGGAACCCGGGCCCUGGAACCACGCAUCUUAAACCUGGUGAAAAAUUAGACUUGACCAUAAAAGCUCUCACGUGACCGUUCAAUAUUUUUGCUCUGUUCACACGGAACCUUGGAAAGCUAAGCAUCUAAAUUAUUGUACGGUUAAUUGGUUCCAUGUGAAUAGAACACCUGAACACUUAGAUUUAAAAAAUUCAUCAAGUGCCGUGUGAACUUGGGGGCUGAACAAGUUCAUUCCAUCUUCAUAUAUUUCUUUACAUCGGUUCACAUGAACCGUAUCUGGUUGCUUCAUUCCAUGGUCAGGUCAUUCCAAGCUGGAUUAUUCCACAAUAUAGUCAGAACUUUUCACGAGUCUUUAAGCCACGAUCAAAAACAAGGGUACUACUUGUGUAUAUACCUCAUUAUUUAAGCGGUAAGCCAAAAAAAGCGCGCUUCACAUUGAGUUUUACAAGAAAACUGUGGAGUGAUCUGAUACCGUAAAAUUCCAAAAAUAAGCCCCUCCAUGCAUGAGCCCCUCCAAAUAUAAGCCCCCCAAACCGGUAAUGCAAAAAACCCACCAUUAAAUUGCCCCUCCAAUUAUAAGCCCCCCGGGGGCUUGUACAUGGAAAAUUGCCCUCAAAUACAAAGUAAAACAAAGCAAAAACGGUAAAUUUACAUCCAAAUAUAAGGCUAGCCCAUUUGAUUUUGAAACACAAAUUUCCCUCCGUAGAUAAGCCCCUCCAAAUAUAAGCCCUCCAAAAAUAAGCCCCUCAAAAAGGGCCUUUGAAAAAUAUAAGCCCCGGGGCUUAUUUUCGGAAUUUUACGGUAAUUCCACUGAGACUGCACUUAGGAGAAUCAUACAAAAUUCUGUUUGAAAUGGAUAAUGAUGAAGUCACGUGACUAAUAUUUGUAGAUUUUCAUAAAGCUUUCAAUGUAAUCAAUCACAAUCUAACCAGAUGAACAGAUGCAAAGAAAUACAGCCAUUCCGGGAUGACGUCAUUCCAGUUUUUAUUCCGAAUGAAAUUCCCAUUGUGGUACAAAAUCUCAUUCUGAUAUCAUAAAUUCUGAAAAUGAAAUCGCAAAUUCUAUAGUCUGGGGUGAGUAGAACAUGCAUAUAUGAUCUGGCACGAAAACUAUGCAAGCCAGGACACCUUAAGGCUAAACCAUUCAAUUUUAUUAUGUGAACACAAUACAGACUUCACACUGGUGUGAAACUGAUGCCGGAAUUAACGUCAUUCUCUUAUCGUAUAAACAGCUUCAUAACCCAGGUUGAAUACUGAUUCACCUGAGAAGAAAUUUUACCAAUGAUAUAUCCACUGCAACCCAUGUCCUGUAGCUUUUGAUCAACUGGGGCUAGUUUAUUCUAGAAAAACACAGUAUAAAAUGUUUUUUUUUCUGCCCUAAAAGAGCAAAAAGGGGGACAAGAUUGUGAUAACAGGAUCAGGACCUACUGUAACAAAGACCAUCACUUGUGCUGAAAUCAUCAAAAGAAAAUUUAAAGUAAGUUCUCAAAGAGCAAUCACUCUUUAUGCUUGAGUAACAAAAAGUAUUAUAAUUAUUUGUGCUCCAAGGUAGGCAGGGAUCUAGGAUAAAUACUGAAAUUAUACAAUUUUUAAGGCACAAGCUUCAAGGGGUCUGGGAACAUGCUCCCCCUGGAAAUUUUUUGGAUUUUAACUCCCCAAAGUUUUCUUUUUUGGGCUUCUGAGUCAUUCAGACAGGAUAUUGGCCAGUUCCAAUCUCCUCGGAUGAAGCCUAAGGCCUUGCAAAUCAGCAGAUGAUUUUAUCAAGGUCAAUUUCCAUGUUGAAAGAAAAUGUUAUGAUAGCCUGCGUGGCAGGCGUUUGAAAGGAAAGAGAAACGCAAGGGGCACACAAGGAAGGUGGAUGUUUGUAUAAUGCAAAAAACAAUUCCUAUGUAGUCUCCUGGCAGGCAUUUCCCUUCCUCUUUCCUCACACCCCCCUUUCGCAGCCAAAACCCACUUUCCCUUCCCUUUCAAACGCCUGCCAUGCAGGAUGAGGUUAUGAGAAUCAAUGACAUAAUCACCAAAGGGAAACUGUUUGAUAUCUCAUCAAAUUCUCUCAACUAAUUUUUCAAAGAAAUGGAGCCAUAUAUGGAGAUCAGUUCAGAGAAUUUUAUAACUUAGUCUUUAUUAUGGCUUAAAGGGCUAAGUGUGUCACUCAACAUUUCACAAAUUUGUAGGUGUUUCCGAUAUUUCAAGGUGAAAAGUAAAAAAAUCCACUUUAUUUGAGUGCCAAUCAGUAUCAUGAAAGUACUAUUACUGGGGACACUAUUUUUACAUGUUCUUCUGGAAACAGGAGUGCCAUUUUAUGUAGUCAUUUAAGCCAUGCAGGCAAAAGUAACACCUUCAUUUCUCAGUUAUUUUAUGACCUUGAGUGUUGGUCCGGCCCUGGGGAUCACACCCAUGACAUCCUACUCUGCAGUCAAGUGCUCCACUGACUGAGCAGAGCAAAUUGGUUAGAUAAACAUAUCAAUUUUGAAAGCCCUGAUUGGACGUAAAAGUCAUAUUUGAUAACUUAUAAUGAUUUAUUAUACAGUUGAACCUAUCCGCAAUGGCCACCUUGGGGACAGAUGAAAGUGGCCAGCAUUGUAGAGAGGUUAAUAACACAAGAGUCAAUGUAUGGACUGUCCAAAAAAGUGGCCAUUGUGAAGAGGUGAUUAGUGGAGGUUUAACUGUAUUAAUUUUUCAUUCAUGUUUUUUGGCAGUUCUAGCUACCCUUGAAUUUAUAAAAAAAAAAGUUUAUGUUUAAUAUGUACUAGGAGAUAUGUUCAUAUAUACCAGUAUUCAAUGACAAUGAUUACACUGUAUCUUCAUGAUAAUAUUUGCGUCUUUUUUCAUUUUAAGGGAUUGCAUCAACUAAAUAAGCUGUUCUAUAUCAAGUAAGUAAUGAUCAGUCCUAUUUCUCAAAAUAAAUUACGAAAUCUCUCGGUAAAUAUUCAGUGUUCCUUACAAAAUGUAGGUCAGGAGCAUAGAAGUCAAACCCAUGAUACCCUUGAUACCUGUCAUAAAUUUGUCUGAAAUACGGCUAAGGGUAAGAGUACCCCCACCUGAGAUUAAGGCACAACCCCACCUCAAUGUUUCCUGGUACCUCCCCCCCCCUCCCCCCCCCGGGAGUGCAGUAGUACCCAAUAGCCCCUGCUGGAUUACCUUUGCCUAGACAGGUAACAACAUUUUAUUUUUCCAAAACAUACAAGCUAGACAGUUAAGAUAUUUUAUAGCUUUAAAGAAUUUUUGUUCUAAGGGGUAUACAGAAUGACAAUUGAAAGUAAACAAUUGUGCACAUAGACUUUAAGAAUGGUUAUAAGCGGUUAAAAGAAGUAUUCAUGUAUUCCGUCUAAUAUUUGUAUGAGUUGUUAUAUAAUUAUGAAAAUCCGUUAUUUUUGUAAACCUAAAAAGUUUUUUUUUUAUUUCGAGGCAGGAUUUAAGCAAAUGAUCUCUCUUAUUCAUUAAGAGUAUUCAAACCCUAGCAUGAGCCCACCUCUCUACUGCUUGUACUGCAACACAUUUUAUUGUUGAUCUCAAAUGUUGAAACACAACAUUUCUUCACAAAUGAAAUUGACUUUGGCCUUGAGUAAAACAACAUCUACAAGUACUGUGUAGAAUAUACAUUUUGUGUUAUGUUAUUCAUGUACAUUUGCAUUUCUUUCAGAAUUGAAGAUACAUGGGAACCUAAAGAAGAAUCACUAGAUACGUAAGUGACUGUAAUCCUUUAAGGCAGCAAUAUACUUCCAGUGCAACUUGUUUACUAUUACUGAUUACGUCUCCGCAGGUAACAAAAUGAGUUGGGUCCAAGAAAGAUUUUUUCCCAGAUUAAAUUGAGAAAUCAUUUGGAAACGGCAAGAAUGAUUUCUAAGAUAGCUCUGCAUUGUACAGUGUGUAAACAUGAGUGGAUUAUGGUACCAAAGUGCCUAUGAACAUGCUUAACCAUUUUUCAGAAACCCUCUGGUUUGAAAUUCUUGUGCACGAGCAUUCAACAAAUGGCCUCAAGGGAAGCAGAUUUUCAGCUACCAUGAAGUAUUGACAGUUUAGCUGAAGAUGCAAAAAAGAGUAGAAAAAAAUGUAUUGUUUUCAAACAAAAGCCUAUUUUGUCUCAAGCUAAACCAAACAUUGACCCAGUGACCGGAACAUGACCAGAAAUGUCAUGACACUCAUUUAAACCAGAUGUGACUCUUUUAGUAUCGCAUUAGUGUUAUCCUUUUUUGAUUGACAUUUGAAAUCGGAGAAGCUGACAAAGACAGUCGUGAAAAAUUACCUUUUGGUUGAGAUCAGUCGUAAAGGAAAAUGUAUGAGUAGAUGGUGACUGCAAUAAAAGGAUUUAUGAUUUAAUCAUAACUUUAAAAAAAUUUUCAAAUCUGAUUGGCUAUUAACUGCCCCGAUUUCAGCCUUAAUAGGACAGUUUAAUUGGACAGUACGCGUCAUACCUAAGUAAUUGGAUAGUACACGCCAUCACACGUGCGCUUAAAUGUUUUUUUUUCCUCAUUGUUAGCAAAGAAGUCUUGGAAUUUCUUGUGUUUUGAUUUUAAAAAACGCCUUCUAUAUCACAAAUUUUGUUUAAGUUAUGAUUAAUUGGUAACAGAACUUCGUGUCGUCCAAUUCAGUCUGUAAUCAUAAGAGUGAUUAAACAAAUCAGACUCCCACUAUGCAGUUGUCAGUGGUUGUUAACCACUCGUAUGAGUACAGACUGAAUUGGACUCCAAUCAGUCCUGUUACCUUUACUAAGUGAGUUAUUUUGCGCCCCACAAGUUCGGUACACCAAUAUUGGCAUCAAGAAUUAAGCCAAAUAUUUUGUUUAAGAAAUAAAGAAUCUGAAAAAAUAUACUCAGAAACUGAGUAUGGCAGUCAUUCUGUUGGUCUUGCAGGCUUCAAGUGACAAAGAGAAUCCCAUCAAUAAGCAUUACUUUGUCCAAAGUUCCUUUAGAUGCAACACAAUUAGGGUAAGAUAACCUUGUGGUCAAAGAGGCCUAGUGAUAAAUAUGAUCAUCAGCAUCUCACAAGUGUAAAAAUCUUGAGUGCUGGACAGAAUUCAAACCUAUGAAUGGCAGAGUUUUUCCAAAUAUGCUUUGGAAAAAGAAGGACAACCAGUCUUUUCGAGGCAACCUCAUUUCCCAGGGUCCCUCCCAAAUUCUCUAACCCCUCCUCCCAAACCCCCCUCCCAACCCCCACCUCAACUUACAUGUACGGUAAUGAUUAGCCGUGGUAUCCAAGGACAUAAAUAAUAAUAAUAAUAAAUAAAGUACGUAUUUUAAGAGGUCAUAGCUAGGGUGUCCCUCUAGCAAAACAUCCUGCCAGGGCCUGGUAAACGGACCUAACAGUGACAUCUUGAGUUUAAACCUGGUCUGAGGGAACUUCCAUUCGUCAGUCUGUAAAAUUGAUCAUGACUUGGAAAACUGUCAGUAAGAUCAGAUGUGCGAAACAGUUCAGCUACAAACUUGCAUUUUUCAGUGAAAAAUUGCAAUGAGUCUGUCUUCAUAUACAGGUCAAUUUAUGCAAAUACUUGCCUGGUUUGUCAAAGAAAAUGUUUACAAAUCCCUGUGGUAGAUUAAAAUAUAAGCCAUUUCCAUUUCCAACAACCCUCACUUUCAAAGCAAGUCUAAGUUCAAUCUGUCAGUCUACUGAUAAUCAUUGACCUAUGAAUGUUUGGAAUUUUGCAGAUAAUUAUCUUUAAGGUGAUGUUACACGGGAUGAUUCGCAACAACAAUUUUUAGCACAACACAGCAUUGCAACAUUGUUUCAGAUGGUUGCAACACUGUUCCAACAUUGCAACGUUGUGUUGCACAAAAAAUCGUCAUUGCGAAUCGUCUCUUGUAACAUCACCUUUACAUGUAUUGUGUCAUUCUUUCCUCUCAAGGUACCAGGCCCCGGGAAAAUCCAUAAGCCCGGUUCAGUUUGGAGAUGAAGACUGGGAACUAGCUUGGGAAGAUGACUCGGCCGAAGCAAAGCAAAGGACAAAUAAAGGACAGUUAAAAAAUAAUAAAAAGAGGAAAAAUAAACAAAGUGAAGAUAGCAGCAAAGUUGCAAACUCUAAGGAUUCUGUAUAUGAGGUUACUCAUAGCAACAGUGAGGGCCAUUCAGAGAGAGGUGCAAAUGGAGAUGUUGCGGAAAGCCAGGAGGGACAAUUAGGGAGCAAGGUCUUGAAAAAAGAGGGAGGACAUUCGUGGAAAUCUAAAUGUACUGAUACUCAAGAAAGUAAAAGUACACAGAAAACCCAAACACCUAUUAAACAUUCUCCUCAAAAGCAACAGAUAACACAGGAGUCUGCUAAAUAAACAAACUUGUAGGUGCAUCUGCCCUUCUAUUUCUAGACCUCAUGAGGGCAAGAUUAUUUGUCACUCUAUAGUUAUAAUAUGUUGACAUUUAACCUUUCUGUACACUCAUAGACUGUUAUUGUGAGAUGAUUUUGAACCUCCUCUUCACCUGACACAAUCAGAUGGCCAAGAUUACAGAUCAAGCUGGAUGACUGAAAGUUCUUAGAUCUGUUACUGAUUAAUCAUAACAAUCAAAACAUCUGUGAUAAUUAAAGCUUUUUUGAAAGUAAUUAAACAACACAGGGUCUUGCGAGUCUU